AUGAGUGACCGUCCUGAACGUCCACCUGUAUGGGUUAGGGGUGGAACGCCGUACUUUUACCAUCCUCGCCGGCCAUCUGUGCCAGCAGAAGUGACGAACGAAGAGUUACGAAGAGCAUCCACUACCUCUAGCAUCCCAUCUGUAACUGGCAUUGCACCCGAGAGAUCAGCUUCGAUCUCAUCUACCGUCUCUGCCACCCAAGCAUCUCAGUCUCCGGGUGUAGCGUCGACUCUGUUCCCAUCCAUGGCAAAGGAGCGUUCGGGCUCUAUUUCGUCUGAAUCUGGAGCUGGGCCUGAACAGGGUGCUUCGAAGAGAAAUAACUCGCGCUCUGAGCAAUCUUACGCAGGCCUGAUGACGCAGAAGCGCAUGUCUGGUGAUCCUCUCUUUGCCAAUAGGAGGGAGAGCUGGAGAGAACAAGUAGUGGGUUCUGCACCGGAUGAUAGGAGAUUCCUUAGUCGUUGGUGGGAUAAGUGA
Messenger RNA from Microsporum canis CBS 113480, 474 nucleotides. RefSeq lists its product as hypothetical. Lineage: Eukaryota; Fungi; Ascomycota; Eurotiomycetes; Onygenales; Arthrodermataceae. The transcript is spliced from 2 exons. The record is from RefSeq and is a predicted model, not a curated record. Bases 1 to 474 code for a protein of 157 amino acids.